Messenger RNA from Nomascus leucogenys (northern white-cheeked gibbon), 5729 nucleotides. It is a transcript of the gene ISX, whose product is annotated as intestine specific homeobox. Lineage: Eukaryota; Metazoa; Chordata; Mammalia; Primates; Hylobatidae. The record is from RefSeq and is a predicted model, not a curated record. Gene Ontology annotation, biological process: regulation of transcription by RNA polymerase II. Gene Ontology annotation, molecular function: DNA-binding transcription factor activity, RNA polymerase II-specific; RNA polymerase II transcription regulatory region sequence-specific DNA binding.
AGAUCAACAACUGUCAGCUCCCAGUCAGAGAGAAAGGGCCUCUUCAGUUCUGUCUCAGGAGACUGGGAGAAACAGCAGAAAGGACCCCACAAGGAAGGGAGAGGUACCCUGGGUCAGGCACCUGUGGAGAGAGGGCUUCGCAUGUGAAGUGACAUCAGGGAAAAUAGGACAGAAAAAAAGCCAGGGCCAGCCCAGAGGCACCUGAGAAGAAUCAGACUCACAGUUCAGCCCAGCCGUGGCACAGAGAAGAGACAGGCCUGGCAGCACCAAGGGACCCCCUUUCCUCAGCCUCCACGUGCAGGACAGCAGGAGCACUGAUGCGCUGAAGGGAUCCUGGCCUAAGCUGAUGAUUGUGCAGGCAACUGCAUCAGAGAAGACCCUUCUCUGGAAGAUUGAACCCAAAUUCAGCCAUGAUAACUCCUUUGACAUCAAACUGGUAAGGGCUGUGAACCGUGGGCACAGGAUACCACUCCUCCCAGCUCUUCUGCUGUGACCUGCCCAUGGAAGUCCCUGUGGACACGAAAUCCUGCUUGGAUCAUCUAACUGGAGGCUCUCUGUUCGUCACCUCCACGCGCCCUCUUGACCCCAGGAGGUUCAGGGGAGAAAGUACGCCACUCUCCACUGGCACCCUCCUUGGCCUACACAGAGUCGCCCCUGAGCCCCUCAAUGUGUGCUGAGGUGGGCCCUGCUCUCUGCAGGGAUAUGGAGAGAAAUAGCUUGGGGUGCUGUGAGGCCCCGAAGAAGCUGGGCCUGUCCUUCUCCAUCGAGGCAAUCCUAAAGAGGCCUGCCAGGAGGAGUGAUAUGGACAGACUAGAAGGGCCAGGUGGAGAGGGCCCCAGAGAAGCUGCGGCCUCAGGCUCUGGGCUAGAAAAGCCUCCAAAGGACCAGCCCCAGGAAGGAAGGAAGAGCAAGCGGAGGGUUCGUACCACCUUCACCACCGAGCAGCUGCAUGAGCUGGAGAAGAUCUUCCACUUUACCCACUACCCAGAUGUUCACAUCCGCAGCCAGCUGGCAGCCAGGAUCAACCUCCCAGAAGCUCGGGUGCAGAUCUGGUUCCAGAAUCAGCGAGCCAAGCGGCGGAAGCAGGAGAAGAUUGGCAGCCUGUGGGCUCCACAGCAGCUGAGUGAAGCCAGUGUGGCUCUACCCACAAAUCUGGAUGUGGCUGGGCCCAUGUGGACAACCACUGCUCUGCACAGACUGGCUCCUCCCACGAGCUGUUGUCCAUCGGCUCAAGAUCAGCUGGCCUCUGCCUGGUUCCCUGCCUGGAUCACCCUCCUCCCAGCACACCCAUGGGAAACACAGCCUGUCCCAGGUCCUCCCAUCCAUCAAACUUGCAUCCCUGUGCUAUGUGUCCUUCCAUCUCCACACCCCAAAUGGGGCAGCAUCUGUGCUACUUCAACAUAAAGAUUGGACAUGCUCUCCCCAAAUGAGCCACUUUCCUCUCCAGGGGAAGGCAGGUAGCAGACGUGCCUGGGCCUCUGGGGAAAUCGAUCUCACAAUCCAAAAAUGGCCCACUGCCCAGGAAGCUACCCUGAACAUGCCAGUUAGAAGGCUGCACCAGACUCAAAAGCAAAGUAAACAAUAAAGGACAGCUUUCUUCUCUCCCGGCUAAAGCUGCUCUCCUGGUUCAGAAGACAGGCUGGAUGAGAUCUCAGGCCAAGCUCUGAAAUAGGGAGGUAAUCCUCCAGCACCUGUGUUUCCUCUAACUUGCUGUGUGACCUCCAGCCGCUCACUCACCCUCUCUGGACCUCAUCUGUAAGAGGAGCCAGCUGGAUAAGAUGAUUUCUGAAGACCCUUCCUUCCAUGGGGGGCACUGAGGCACAGAGGAGGCCAAGGAGAGGUUGUUUGUUCCUGCAUGCAUUCAUCCAUGACACAUGAGUACCUACCUCCAUAAACAGAAUGGGAUGUAGAGAUAAUUCAGUUUCUGUCCACGUUUGUCAAAAGGUGGUGCUGGCCCACCUCUGAAAGUAGAACACUCGCUCAACAACCUUGCUGUUGGCCCAAGUCUAACACAUUCUUGAUGACUGUAAGCAUCUCAGAGUGAGAGAAAAAUGUAGAAAGUUUUUUAAAUUCUGAACAGGAUUUAGUGUCUUUAGUUAUCUUGCUGGAUGGGGAAGGUAUGUUGUCAUUUCUGGCACAAAUGAAAAGUAGGACGGAAAGCUCUUUUCAUCCAGUUUAUCUUUCCAGGAUAUAUGAAAAGGGACCAGCUGGAAGACCAGCCUCACUCUGUCCUCGAAAGCCUGAGCUUUCAUUCAACUCCCUAUUUCCAUGCAAAGACCCUGGGCAAACCACAUGUUCUGUCUGAGCCUCAGUUUUCCUAUCCGUAAAAUGAAGGUAGCCAGGCCUGCCUCAAAGAGCAUUCAGGAGGCUCUGAGAGGAUAUGAGAGUACUUUGCGAAGUGAAGGCGAGGCCCAUUGUGGAGUGAUAUUGUUAUUCCAAGAUUCCACUGCAAAAGUGGCUGCUUUGGAUCCCAGCCCAGGAUGAGUAGUUCCUGCUCUCAGGGAGGUCAUCCGCUGAGCAUCCCUUCUGCACAGGUGUCUCUGAUUCUUGUCCUUGCAGGUGGAGGACAGGGCCUGCUCCCCUAAGCUGGAAGCCUGGAAUGACCUCUUGCACAAGCCUAAAUUCCAGGAAUCGUCCCCAAAUCCCAGAUCCUCUGCAAUCUACCUGCACCCCUGACCCAGCCAGGAGUUGGACCGGGAGAUGGGAAGCCUAGGUCUUAGUCCUACACUCCUUCUAAUUUGCUGUGUAACCUUACCAUUAAUCUCUCUGGGCCUCGGUUUUCUCAUCUGUAUUGGAGGUAGCAGUGCUAGCUCUGCCUUCAGGCAUGCAAUAUGCCAGAACUACAGACAACAGCCCACAGAAUGCAAAAGUGCUUUGCCAUCUUAAAAGUGCCAGAUCACUCAGAGCCUAUGAACGUGGAUAUCAACACCAGGUCUCUAGCACCGCUGGAUGAAAGGAGAAGGCUAGAGGCUGAGGGAGGAAAGAGCAGUUAACAAACAAAGGCAGUAGCUCAUCACUUGGGUAGCAGGUACCCGUUUUAGGACCCUAAACUCAAAUGUGCAAAAUAAAAUUUCUAUCAUUUUGCUAUAACUGGAUUUACUUUCUAUGUUGUUUGCAGGAAAUGUAUUCUGGUAACUUCUAGGUUACUGAUGCCUCAGGCACUUCAGGUUUAAAGGCAGUCACUUGAAAUCGUUGCCCUCUGUUCCCCUUCUUCCGACGGGGGUCUUUGCUAGGCUGAGGGGGAGGGUUGGAGAAGUGUUUAUGCAAAUGCCACCUCCAGCCUCCCAGAGGGGACGUUUGCUUCCCAGCUUUCUCAGUCUCCUACUAGUGUCUUAUCUAGCCUGGCCUUGGGCAUGACCCCUCUGCCCUAGAGAUGUAUCACCCCAUUCAACUCCCCGUUGGGGGGUUCACUCCACAUCCUCCACUGUAGCCUCUCACCAUAGUUGUGAAUCCUCGCUGGCUUCCUCUCUCUCUCAUGAGCAAGAGGAAAAGCUGACAACUCUCCCACACACUUCUAGGGCCGUGGGAGCCCUGGGCCAGGCAGCAGGUCUCACUCAUUCUAGACCUCACACAGCCAUUUCUCAUGCCCUGGUGGUAGGAAGGCCAUGGAUGAGACUUGCAGAUCUCCAAACUUGUAAGAGGGAUGGAAAAGAUGCAGGUCCCCUCUGCUCUGGGGUCCCACUCCCCUUUCUCAGCAACAUACUCUUCUUCCCCAGGCUCCUCUUGAAACAGGAUUUUCCCAACCAUAGAGAUUCAGAUGACCAGAUGUCUCAGCUUCACUACUGAGGUAAACAUUGAUUUUCUGAGGCCAUUUCUUUCCCCCUAGGAAUUUUCUCCCCAAUAAUUAUUUUUAUUCCCUUUACCUUAUGUUUGUGGAAUAAAGGAAUCACUUUAGAACUCUUGCCAGCUGUGUGACCUUGGGCAAGUGGCAUGUGCCCUCUCUGUACCUGUUCCCUGGAUAACAACAAUUUCUUGCCUCUUAGAGUUUCUGUGACAAUUAAAUGAGUUAAUACAUUUUGGCACAUGGUGGGCACUCAAGCCAUAUUAAGAAAAACUCAUUUUCCCAGAUACACCUUCUACCUCUUUCUACUUCUGAGCUUGAGCAUCCAUUCUGAUCUCAAGCUGUAUUCCAGGAGUUCUUAAACCAGUCUCCAGGAAGUCGAGGAGCUCCCAAGAGACUAUGCAAAAUUGUGUGUAUCUGUGCGUUUAUUUUUUCUAGGGAAAGGGUUCAUUGCUUUCAUCAGCUUUUCAAAGAGCUCUGGGGCUUAAAAUAAUAAUAAUAAACAAUCCCUGUCAGACAUAUCUGAGUCAGAUCUUGACAGCUUCAUAUUCUAGCUAUGAGGACUAUAGACUUGAAAGAAGAUCAAGGAUAACUAUUUUAGAAAGGUAAAACAAAAAAAUAUUGCUAUGGUUUGAAUGUGCCCCCCAAAAGUGUGUGUCAGAAACCUAAUCACUGCUGUAACAGUGUUAAGAGAUAGAACUUUUAAGAGGUGAUUAGGCCAUUAGUCUCUGUCCUUAUGAAUGGAUUAAUGUUGUUAUUACCAGAAUGUGUUCCUUAUAAAAGGAUAAGUUCAGAAUCUCUCUCUCUCCACCUCCCAACCCCCAGCACCUUCUCUCCCCUUCUCUCCUCCACUUCUCCACCUUUUUCCUUCCACCAUGGUAUGACACACCUUGACAGCAAGAGGGCCCUCACCAGAUGCCAGUCCCUUGUUCUUGGACUUCCCAGCCUCCAGAACCAUGAGCCAAUAAAUUUCUGUUCAUAUAUUAAUUACCCAAGCUGUGGUAUGCUGUAAUAGCAGCACAAAAUGAACUAAGGAAGAUAGAAAAUGAACAAAUGCCCAAGUUUUAUUUAGCUCAUUAAUUAAUGAGAGAACUGCUAAGAUGUCAUAACCAGCUCAAAGGUGAACAUGCACACAUAUUAAAGGAACAGACAAGCAUACAGGCAAUCAGGAAUGCUGAAAUGAAUUACAAAUAAAGAAAAACAAGAGUCAAUAGCCAUAGGGAAAUAACCAAUUUCAUCUCCACCAAACAUGACUUAUUUGCAUUUCUAGUGACAAGAAUCACUUGCAUUUCUAACCAUUUUCUACUCAUUUAAGUUGAAAAAUAGCUCAAAGAUAAUAAAGAUGCAGAUAUUCUGAAAGAAUGUGCUAGACAAAAUACCCUGUAAUCUUUAUGGGCCCUUUUCAAAAUCUUUCAAAAAUUUGUACCCGCAUAAAGUUACUUUGUCUAUCUGAAUCUCACUUUCCUCAUCCAUUAAAUGGGGAUGACAAGACCUGCCUCAGAAGAUUGCUGUGAAGGUUAUAUUAGAUGAUGUGCAUAUAGUUUUGUGCUUAUAAAACACUUCAUGUGUGUAGGAAAUCUUUAUUGCUUUUCAAGCUCCUCUAGAACUCAAGUUUAAAAGCCCAUAUCUGUAAAGUGUUCUGAACUACAGUAACAUUUCUUUAAUAUCCAUUGACCUUUUAUAGUUCAAUUUCUUAAAAGGCUAACCUGGAGGCCAAGGUGGGUGGAUCGUGAUGUCAGGAGAUCGGGACCAUCCUGGCUAACAUGGUGAAACCCCGUCGCUACUAAAAAUGCAAAAAAUUAGCCAGGCGUGGUGGCGGGUGCCUGUAGUCUCAGCUACUAGGGAGGCUGAGGCAGGAGAACGGCAUGAACCCAGAAGGCGGAGCUUGCAGUGAGCCAAGAUCAUGCCACUGCACUCCAGCCUGGGCGACAGAGCAAGACUCCAUCUG